Adineta steineri is the source of this 858-nucleotide messenger RNA. The record is from the annotation of a GenBank genome assembly. NCBI's taxonomy places the organism in Eukaryota, Metazoa, Rotifera, Eurotatoria, Adinetida, Adinetidae.
AUGAUGAAAUUUGCAAACUAUUUUCUUCGUUUUCAAAAUUCUUAUUAUGGAAAUAUUCGAUCAGCUAAUUCAUCAUGUCCAACAACAGAUGUUAAAUGGUGUAUAGAUGGUUUUGAUGGAUAUAAAUUGUGUAUUGAAAAUCCUUCAAUACUUCCGACUUGUAUUUUGGCUUUAAUGAUUGGUCUUUUUUGUUCAAAACGUAUAAGUCAAUUACCAGGAGAAUUUCCAUCACGAUGGUAUUAUCAUCUAACAUUUUUUCUUUAUGGUAUUAUGAUGUCAUCAGCUGGUAUAUUACAUUGUUUUUUAAAUGAUGAUACAAAGAGUUUUACAUCAUUAGCUGUAGCUAUUAUUGAUGUCGGUUUAACAUCAAAUAUUGCUGUUAGUUUUCUCUUUUGUGGUUUAUGUGAUAUUCAAUUUUUAAAUCCAAAAUCAGCUACGACACGUUGGUUAUUAUUUACUACAUAUUCUAUUAUUUUUAUUUUAUGGACUUUUGGAUUAACAAAACAAUGGAGUUGGGCAUUUAAUGUACUUUAUACUGGUGUUGUAUCAGUUUGUUGUUUUAUUUAUUUAAUAACACAAUUAUCUAUAAAAUCAAAACAUCAUGCAUUACCAGCUCUUUUUGUUGGAGGACUUUAUGGUGCUAUUGGUUUACUUGCAGGAUCAUUUGGAGCUGAUGCUGUUUGUAAAUCAGAAGGUCCAUUUUGGUCACAAUAUUUUGGACCAGAAUUUAUUUGGUUUCUUUUUUCGGACAUAAGUGUAGCAUUUAUGUUUCUAUAUGUUAUACGAGCUAAUCGAGAACAAAGAAUUCUUGUUAAGACCUAUCCUAUUGAUUUUGAAAAGUAUCCUGGUAAACUUUAA